This is a messenger RNA of Peronospora matthiolae, 717 nucleotides long. NCBI's taxonomy places the organism in Eukaryota, Oomycota, Peronosporomycetes, Peronosporales, Peronosporaceae. The record is from the annotation of a GenBank genome assembly.
AUGGACGCCUCCUCCCUCCGCAUCUCCAAGUUCGAUGGAACUAACUUCCACGCCUGGAAGUUCAAGAUGCAGAUGGUGCUGGAGGAACGGGACCUAUGGGAGGUCGUCAGCGGUGAGAUCAAGGCGGAACAGUGCGAGACUCAGUUGGACCAAGCGACGUACAAGAGGAAGUCAAGAAAGGCGAUGGCAGUGAUCUGUCUAGCCAUGGAAGAUUCCCAGCUACCGUUGGUCCGGUCGACAAGUGGUGCAUGCGACGCAUGGUCAAGGUUGGAAGACCACUUCGAGAAGAAGAGUCUUGCCAACAAGCUGUUCUUGCGCCGUCGCUUCUUCACGACAAUGAUGGAAGAAGGCGACGAUGUGCUCGAACACAUCAACAAGCUCAAGACGCUGGCGGAACAGCUAGAAGCGGUGGGGGAUCCAGUCUGCGAGGACGAUCUGGUGAUCACACUCCUCGGCAGCCUGAGUGACUCGUAUCAAUUCUUGAUCACAGCUUUGGAGUCGCGCUCAGACACUCUUAGCUGGGAGCUCGUGACGUCUCGACUGCUUCAUGAAGAAAUGAAGCGGAAGGAGCAAGGAAGUAAAGGUGAUGAAGCUUCGCAAGGUCAAGCGUUCAUCACAAGGGACAAUCAGCGCAAAGGGCGACCAGUGAAGAAGUCCUGGCCGUGCCACAAUUGCGGAAAGAUUGGUCACUGGAUGGCGGAGUGUGAUGAACUUUAG